AUGAGGAGGUGCUUGGUAGUUUUGUUUUGGUUUCUUCACGUAUCAUGUGCCGUAAGAGUAUUACCUUCAAUUCAAAAGGGCACAGAUGAUUCUGAGAACGAUAGGGCGGACUCCGAGGAGUCAUAUAAAACUACUCGAUUUCCGCGCACCACACCAAAAACCAAAAACGGCGAUGUCAUAGUUGAAAAGUUUGUGAACACAUUAAUGGAAAGUAAAAAGUAUUUGAAGACUAUAGAAAUUGUAGAAGAUAAGUUGGAUCAUUUGGAAAGUAUGUUCCAAGAAAGGUCUAAUGCGAUAAUAAAAUAUCUCGCCGAGGUUUUAAGGGUGGUGAAAACUUCACCUGCGGAUAUGUUAGAGAAGGCUCUGCAAUCAUUGAAGAAUGAUUUAGACAGGUUGAAACAAACGGUGCAGCGCCACGCAGCCACCGAGGUUCCAAAUUUAAGAAUGGAGAACUCAGAGUGCAACUUGGAAGCUACUUUGGAUACAAGACUUUCUUUCUUGGAAACUCACAUGAAAUCUGUUAUGACUAGUGUUGAAGCAAUAACUGCAGUGAUUUCAGAUGUUAAAAAUCGACAUCGUUCUCAUAAUAUGAACAAAGUUGAUAAUAAUGAGAUAAGUCGAAUCGGAAAUGGAGCUGAAGUUUUAAAUUUAAUCAGUGAAUUCCGGCGAACGAUACAAGAACAAAAAGCAAGAAAAUGCGAUUGCAAGAUAGGCCGCGUAGACCGUUCAGAGCGGUAUCCAACUGAUUGUCACGAGAUACAGGCACAGGGAUUUAAUGUAACCGGGAUAUAUAAAAUCAAACCUGAAGAUAUAGAACCAUUCUACGUGUUGUGUGAUCUCAGUUCUGCAGGCGGCGGCUGGACGGUGAUACAAAAUCGUUUCGAUGGGAGCCAGGACUUCCUUAAGAAUUGGGUGGAAUAUAAGCACGGAUUCGGUAACCUUGCUGGCGAAUUCUGGCUAGGCUUGGAGAAGGUGUAUUACCUGACUAACCAAAAGCUUUACGAACUGAGAAUCGAGAUGGAAGGCCAGAAUAGACAAGAGGCAUCUGCCAGUUUUUCAGUAUUCACCAUAGGGCCGGAGUAUGAAGGGUACAGAAUAAGUACACUGGGUACAUUCCGUGGUAGCGCUGGUGAUUCUCUGUCAUACCAUGCUGGUCAAAAAUUUUCAACUUUAGAUAUGGAUAAUGACGAAUGGAAGGAAGGCUCUUGUGCCAUCGAACAUGGGGGCGCGUGGUGGUAUAAGGAAUGUGAUAAAAGCAAUUUAAAUGGAAAAUAUGUCAGUUCGGCGGACGAAAGUAACAGUCAGUCGAUCUACUGGAUAUCGUUCAAAGGCCCUAAUGCUCCACUUUACAAGACCAGAAUGAUGAUCCGACCCCUACCGGCGAGUCGCCCAUUAGAUUACGGGAAAGCAAGGGCUUUGGCAGACAACUCAAAGCAGCCGAAGUCUGACAUGAAUCCACGCAUCAAGAAUCCGAAGAGCUCGUACGACAUGGCCCGCGCUCGCGCUCCGUACCGGUACGACGACAACGUGCACCCCGAUGCGUUCUUCCCAAACUACGCAUGAUUUGUCUAAAACAUUAUAUUAUUACGUACAAUGCACUUUUUAAUACUUAUAUAUUAAUUAAUAGUAGGAACACAUAUCCAACCUGAUUAAUCUACUUACUCGUAUCGUUCACGUGAAACAUUGUUGUAAUUUCUGUUAUACAUUUUCGUUUAUUUACCCUAAC
Molecule: messenger RNA, 1726 nt
Organism: Pararge aegeria (speckled wood butterfly)
Lineage: Eukaryota; Metazoa; Arthropoda; Insecta; Lepidoptera; Nymphalidae
Product: techylectin-5A-like
Exons: 8
Coding region: 1-1563 (520 amino acids)
Source: RefSeq, a predicted model, not a curated record